AUGUUGAGCUCAUGGUUCGGACAAAAGUCCAACGACACGGAACAACGGCGCACAAGUGAACUAUCGCGUGCGCCCUCACGUCCAUCUGGUUCAACUACCGCAGACCCCCGCUUGUCUCUCGAUAAGUCAGGCAGUAGACAUUCAUUCACCGCAUACACAACUCCUCACGACACCAUCCUAGCAGACCUUCAAAGGAGAAAUCGUAGUCCAGAAUCACCAUUUGAGACCCACUCCCCUCUAGAUGCCAAUGUUGAGGAGAAACCACGCUCUCGUGUCGAACUUGGUCUAAGUCCAACAUCGAGUGUAAACAUUGCCACCCCCAAACCCGCCGCUCAAGCCGUGGACGUCUUAUUUGAUCCUUUCGAAGGCACCUCUCAUGGUGUGCUGCUUCCUCGAGAAUCUAAUGGACACGAAGAGUCAUCUCGCCGUGUCGAUUCCGAAUGUAUCACCGCAGGCGCGGAUGAGAUAGUAUGGUCACACCUCUCUCGUGUGCUGAAAUUGCAAAGCCAGAUAGCGAACAUGCAUGUAAAAAUGGAAGGCAUUAGUCUUGGAAAGCCGGGAGACAGUAAGAAAGGCCAAGGACAACCACCAGGUGGUACGACGGAUGUGGAGGAUGACAAAAAAAUGUACAGUGCGGCGUUGAGGACGAGGCCGAGGGCAAUAAGCAAUGUAUCGACUAUCGGGACAGAAGGAGAGCCUGAAGGAGACGAAGAGGGCGUAAGCAUGGGCGACGAGGAGGCGGAGAAGAACAGGGCGAGAGAAGAAGAAUUCGCUAAACUGGCUGAUCAGUUUGAGGGCAAGAAGGACUCAAUCAAUGAAAUAAUGAACAAGCUUGCCGACCUUUCGAAGGCGCUAACGGAAUUCCAUACUCUUCAACCGUCAAGUGACCAAUUUCCUGGUUCACGAAAUAAUUCUAUAGGUACCACUUCUCCCAAUGCAGCGACUGUUGGAGACAUUAUCGACAAGACUCCACUCAAACAAACGACAGCACCAGAAAACCUUGUAUCUCCGUUCGCCAAUUCAAUGGAGGCAUCAACUGCAAACCUACCAGCAUCUUUAUCACGCGUCGUAACUCCACCGGCGCAACCGCAGGGGCGAGUCGUCCCAACUCUCCUCAUCAACUCCCUAGGUCCAAAGGCGCAGGUGAUGGAUAGUCCCGCAUCGACGCUUGGAAGUUUGAAAUUGCCGGGAGAGGAUUAA
Messenger RNA from Laccaria bicolor S238N-H82, 1200 nucleotides. RefSeq lists its product as uncharacterized. Bases 1 to 1200 code for a protein of 399 amino acids. The record is from RefSeq and is a predicted model, not a curated record. The transcript is spliced from 2 exons. NCBI's taxonomy places the organism in Eukaryota, Fungi, Basidiomycota, Agaricomycetes, Agaricales, Hydnangiaceae.